CCUGAUUUGGUUUCCUGAGGGAGGUCUGUGUGGAUUCUAUUCGUUAUAGGCCUGCUUACCCUAAGAUGUUAUUUAGUCUUCCUACGGACCAUCGUUUUCUCUCGUUGAAGUGGCCAAACUCCUCCGGGCAACACCUGUACCGAGGAGCCAAGCGUCACUCGGUGCGCACACCCUGCGGCCGCCGAACAACAUUAUAAUCUCCAUUCGAACAUAUCAUCUCAAGCCCACAACUCCACAAAGACCUCAUCAACUCCUUAAGACGCCCUCUCCACAUAUAAACACCUCCACCACACAUACCGAAACAAUGUGCCGCGACAUCUGCGUCCUCUACGUGUGCUCUGCAUGCGGGGAGCAGCUGUCCGAGACCUCGACGAAACAAUGGUGCCGCGAUGCCCGACGGAAGGGCAAGUUCGGCCGCUGCGUCGCGGGGGCCAGCCGUGUCGAGGACGAGUCGCGCAGGGAAGAGUGCCUCGCGUGUACGGAGCUCCGCGAGCAGCAGAUGGCGCAGCUGAGGGACUUUGCGGUACGGCGGCUUGGAUGGAGAAGUGGCAAGGGCGGGAGGAACGGAGAUGCCGACAGUGGUCGUGGCGGGCGUGGUGGACAGGUCCAGAGACAGUGUAGUGAUGGUGGUGUUGCUGGCGAUGAAGAGGAUGAUGAUGCUGGGUAUGGGUACUCUGUGGUGAGGUGGGAGAUGUUGCUAUGGAGUUUAACUGGGGAUAAGACGGUUGCUUUCGUUCUGCCACUGAUACAGGUCGUGAUGUAUUCCGAAUAUACAAAAGAGGCUACCAACGUCCCCAACAUCCUCUCUAAGCCACCCUCUUGGGGCUAGGUACAGGAUCGUAGUAAAGAUUGUC
This is a messenger RNA of Microdochium trichocladiopsis, 854 nucleotides long. RefSeq lists its product as uncharacterized. The coding region runs from base 305 to 829 and encodes 174 amino acids. The transcript has a single exon. NCBI's taxonomy places the organism in Eukaryota, Fungi, Ascomycota, Sordariomycetes, Xylariales, Microdochiaceae. The record is from RefSeq and is a predicted model, not a curated record.